AUGAACCAGACAACUAAAUCUAAAAUUGAUCAAGAUAAAAUUAAAAUCAAUGAAGUGGGCAAGCAAUUUUUCGAAAUCCAAUUUGAAGCCAAAGAAAAGAUUAUUACUAGGUUAAAUGAAGAGAUCAAAGAUUUCAAUAAUAAAAAAGAGAAGUUUAAAGGUAAAAUCAAUCGUUUAAAUAACAAAUUGAAAGAUGAUUACGAAUAUCUAAAGAAGAUAUUGAACGAGAAAAUUAAUUUAGAAAAAAUAUUAAAGGCGGAAACCGCUCAACUAAAACAAGAAUCCAAUUCUAUGGAAGAAACAGGCUUACGUAAGUUAAAAGAACAACACGAUGAAUUCAUAAAAGAAGCUGGAAAAUAUAAAUCAAUUACUGCUAUAUACGUGGGUAGAUUAAACAAGUUGCACGAAUUUUCUAAGCACGAAGAACUACUCAAACAGAAAUACACAAAUAUUAAAGAGCAAAAUGUAAUCACGGAUAUAAACUAUGAGGUUGCAUUGAAAAAUCUCGAGGAGAAUAAAUAUAAAAGUGAACAAAUCUCGAAAAGAAACAUGUUAAAACGAUGUGUAGAUUUCUCGGUACACAUGAAAAAACAAUCAUUGAUGGUCGAAUGUCCUGUCGAAGGGGCGAGUACCAAAGAAGUCCUUGAUCUUAAAGAAAUGUUGGACAUAGGCAACAAACAGAACGCAGUUCACGAACAAAAUCGUCUCAAUUUGAAGGAAGCAAAUAAUGCGCUUAACGAGUUAGUUAAAGAAUUAUCGAAGUUGAACCGAGAAAAAAUUAAACAAAAAAAUACUGACGAUUAUUCGAAGGAGAAAAACUAUGCCGCCUUGCGUGCUUAUAAUACUCAACAGGAUGUGAGCAUUUUGGCAAGCGAACUGGCCAACGUGAAUGAUUUGCAGGGAAUACAGCGGCAGGAUAAGGAUACUGUAAGGCGUACAGCUCGAAUGUCGUUUGUGAAGAAUUUCGACAAUGACGAUGCCCAAUUGCAAGCCAUAGACAGCGAUUUGCAUGCGGCCCAGGUGACAUUGCGUGACAGUAGGUCUGCCAACCAGCUGUUGAAUCGUCGGAUUUGGAAAGUUGAGGACAUGUUGUUGAAUGUCUACGAGAAAGCAUCGGUUCAUUUGGAAGAGAUAAAAUCAAAUACAAACGAAUCCGAGGAAAAAAUGAAUAGUUUUAUUCAAAAUCUAUACAAAGAAUUAAGAACAUUUUAUCUUUGA
Molecule: messenger RNA, 1218 nt
Organism: Myzus persicae (green peach aphid)
Lineage: Eukaryota; Metazoa; Arthropoda; Insecta; Hemiptera; Aphididae
Exons: 9
Coding region: 1-1218 (405 amino acids)
Source: RefSeq, a predicted model, not a curated record